Molecule: messenger RNA, 573 nt
Organism: Cercopithifilaria johnstoni
Lineage: Eukaryota; Metazoa; Nematoda; Chromadorea; Rhabditida; Onchocercidae
Source: the annotation of a GenBank genome assembly
AUGAAAAAAAGAAGUGCUAAAGAAAAUAAAUCACGAAAAAAAAUAAAUCACAGGGAUCGAUUACAGAAGAAGAAGAAGAAGAAGAAGGAAAUCAAUGAAACGUUAAUAGUUGAAAACACACAGAAGGAUGAAAGGUCAAGAAGACAGCUGAAAAGUAAAUUGGUAGAGAACAUUCGAACAAUGGAAGAUAUACCAACAAUUUCUUACCAGGCUCAAUCCAUGUCUACAGAGACAUCAAAACAGUCAAGGUUAAGUGCUCAACCGGAGAGAAUAUAUGCUCGCAGACAGAUUGAAAGUAAAAAAAUUGACGCACGCGAUCCAUUAUAUGUUACGCUUACCGCAGAUGAACUAUCAUCGUUUGAAACGGUAGAAGUGAGGUCUAAGGUGAAACAUGCUGAUGAGCGAUUUUCUUAUGAUCAGAAGCUAACUCCAACUGUAAAUAAAACUUGUCACGUAGUUGAAAAAACGGACGAUACCAAAGAGACACGAAGAAAUGACAUUAAAGAGGAAACGGAAAAAGAUAACAUGGAAGAAAAAAGUAUCCAAAAAUCCGAAAAAGUAUCAAAUAUUUAA